GAAAGUCAAAAUGGCGAACGUCCGAUGAAGGGUUCAGGGUCUCUCGGAUUUGGUUUUACACAGAUAAACUGCGUAGUUUGGGUAUAUGGGUUUCAUAAGAAAGCUACAUAAAUCAUUCGUAUGAACUCUAACGAGGAAAACGAAGAACAGAGCGGAAAUCCGACCGCAAGUAAGGCCCCAUCCACAUUAACAUCCAACAGACCAGAAACUGGUGACGGAAUGAAGCGGGCUUUAGCAAAACAGCUGAUUGAAAAAUACUAUUAUCAGCUGACUGAUGGCUGUGGAAAUGAGGGAUGCGAGAAUAAGUCAUGUGCAUCAUCCUCAGAUUUCACAUAUAGAGAACGUAGUCGGAAUGAACUGGCUGUGCAGGCAGUGGAGAUGUUUAAAGGUAAAGCCACUUUGUGUGAACUACAACCAAGUAAAGUAGCCAAGAUGCCGGAGGAUUGUGAGCCUAGCCCCUGUAGCAGCCGUGAUGUUGCACCUCUCCCUGAGGUUACAUCUGCUACAGCCCUACUUCUACCUGGACCAUCAGCCAGGAUGAAUAGUCUCCAAUUACCUAUGUUAAAAAAGUUAUCACCAAGUAGUAGUUCUUCUACACCUGAGAAAGAAGCCCUGUCACCAGCUGCAGGAGAAACAAAGUUCUUCACCGAAGAAAUACUAGUUCAGCUUAUAGCGGAUUGUAAAGAAAACAACAGCUGGUCAAAGUUAGUGAGAUUGAUUGGUUCUACCUACAACAACACAGACUCACUAUUACUCAGUUUUCGAAAAACCAAAGAAACAUGUGUGCCAAAAGAAAAAGAUGUAGAUAAGGAUACAGAUGAAAAAGAAGAGGAUUCUCUUGCUGGUCAAGAGAAGAUGAUUAUUGAUGAAUCCAAGGAGGAGGAUAUAGAGGAAGAUGAAAUAUCUGUGGACAUUCCUUCAUUACGCAGGGCUUAUGCUGCUCUGAUGGAGAUCCAGGACACUCCAGUGAAGGGUGCACUGAUAAACGCUCUCAUGUCCCUGGCUCGCUCUGUAGAAAUGGACUUAAAACACCACAAGGUCAUGGACAGGAACCCACACUACAUCAAUAUCUUUAUCAUUGUGAUGGAAAUUCCCUUUAUGUCCAGUCCAGAGUUCAUUGAAGGAGCAUUUCCCCAAUUCUGCAAAGCUAUGAGCCAACUGUCACUACAUGGUCAGGCCCGAUUGGCCAAGGUGUGGUCAAGGUUUGGUGCUGAACGUCUCCAUGAGAUGGUGCAGGCCCUGCACCAGCUCAUCACAAUGAGGAUUGUUCAGAGUGAGUCUAGGUGGGGCGGGGGUUACUACAUUAAUGAUGAUGAUGGUAUUACCAGUGCUACCAAAGUCAUGAAAAUACUUUUCUAUGCCAGCAUUUAUGGAAGUGAAAGAGACUUGCCGGAUUCUGUGGAAGAGGAAAAGUCUCAAAACGAAAAGACAUUACAGGAUAUGUUCCAACUUCAAGGUGCAUUCAGCAAUGAGCCCAAGGAAUCUCGGCAACCAAAGGAGGAUUCAUUAGGUCAAGAACUAGGAGUGUCGCCCUUGGAUUCCAGACACCCGUUGGUAGCAUAUGAAGAUUUUGUAAAUGAAAUACUGAACGAGUAUGUAGACUUGGAAAUUGACUACAAAUACAAAUUAGAAAAUGAAUCAAAGUUUUCUUUCAUGAAUCACUGUUUUAUAUUAACAACUGCAUCAAAGCAAAAGUGCAUGAAUUUCGACAACCGAGUGAGAAUGUAUAAUGAGAGAAGGACUUCUAUCCAGCAAACUGUUUUAUUUGGAAUUCCACCUACGCCCUUCCUUCGUCUCAGGGUCAGGAGAGACCACCUCAUUGAUGAUGCUUUAGUUGCUCUGGAGAUGACUGCUAUGGACAAUCCACAGGACUUGAAAAAACAGCUCAUUGUGGAGUUUGAGGGUGAACAAGGUCUGGAUGAAGGAGGAGUGUCCAAGGAAUUCUUUCAGCUCGUCAUAGAGGAGCUUUUUAAUCCUGAUUUUGGGAUGUUUACUCACAACGAAGAUACACACUUCUUUUGGUUCAAUCCUACAUCAUUUGAAAACGACGGUCAAUUCACCCUGAUUGGCAUAAUGCUUGGUCUUGCCAUAUACAACAACACCAUUGUGGAUGUCCAUUUUCCGCCAGUUGUCUACCGAAAACUGAUGGGCAAAAAGGGUGUGUGGGCAGACUUGAAGGACAUUGAUCCUACGAUGGCCAGCAGUCUGAAGCAGAUGCUAGAGUACAAAGAGGACGACUUUGAGGAAGUUUUCCCCCAGUCCUUCUGUAUUGACUAUAAAGAUGUGUUUGGGAGUGCGUUAAGCCACGACUUAAAGGAAAAUGGUGCACACAUCAUGGUCUGCCAAGAAAAUAAGCAGGAAUUUGUUGAUAUGUACACUGACUUCAUCCUGAACAAAGCCAUUGAGAAACAAUUCCAUGCCUUCAAAAGGGGAUUUCACAUGGUGACAAAUGAGAGUCCAUUGAGAAUACUCUUCCUGCCAGAGGAGAUAGAACUGCUGAUCUGUGGUAGUGAACAAUUUGACUUUCACGAACUUGAAGAAGCUACUGACUAUGAUGGGGGAUUCACUGUGGACUCCACAACAGUCAAGAAUUUCUGGGAAGUUGUCCAUAGCUUUUCAGAUGACCAGAAACGAAAGCUGGUCCAGUUCACUACAGGGACAGACCGAGUCCCUGUAGGAGGCCUCUCAAAACUCAAGCUCAUCAUUGCCCGCAAUGGUCCAGACUCGGAUAGGCUGCCCACAGCACACACCUGCUUCAAUGUAUUACUGUUACCAGACUAUUCUUCUAAGGAAAAGCUCAAUGAACGACUACUGAAGGCCAUCAACUACUCUAAGGGAUUUGGAAUGCUGUAAGGACUUAAAUUGCAACUCCAAAGGAAUGUGAUUGCUUCGAAACUUGUGAUGGUUAUUACUGAUGAUGUUUACAGCUCACCCAUAGAAAUUCCUUGUACUGUGUAUUUAAUAUUUGAUAGAAAUUAUUGACAUUUUAACUGCUGAAUGUAGCAGUAUUUAUGUUGGGCAAACCCAUUGUGAUGUGUUUUGUAUGAUUUGUCCAGAGAUCUGUAAUUCUUGUUCAACAGGUUUUAUAUUGGUGUCACCUUUUGAUCAGAUCCCUGUAUAGCCAUACUCGUCCUAGUUGAACUCCAUAUGGACAUUAUCAUUUCCUGCAUAGGUUAACACAAAAUCUGAAAUUUCAUUGUAACUACUUUUCCUAACAUAAUUUUGAUCCCUUAUUUCAGAGAUAAUUGAAUGUUUUUUCUUGCUUUUUAUCAUGCAAAUUAUGUUUUCUUUUCAUUAAGUUUUUAUUUCAUUUCAAAGAUCUUAAUUUUGUUUGUAACUGUUGCUAAAAAAUAAUUAUGGAUUGAAGGGUAAAAAAGUUUUUCAAAGAAAUUUCUCGGUAGAAUCCAGCAAAGAAUGGGGUAGUGAUAAUUAUUUUAUGAGGGUAUUAUAAACUUAAAUACAUCAGAAAUGUGAGACGUUGUGAAUACAAAAUCCAUAAUGUUGUUGUGUUACAUGUAGUUAUCUACUAUAUAGUGCUAAUUCCUCUACUUAGGUUAUUGUUUUUCUGGCUCUCUUCUUCCUGUCUCACCACUAGGAAGGCUUACAACCUGUCAACUCUUGUGGGUAUGGCUUUCUCAUGGUCUUAACUAUAACUGAUUAAAUUGAUCAUAAGAGUAUCGAAAUAAUGGUACUUUUCAAUUGAAGAAAAAUAUCUGUGAUGAAUUUUUAUGAAUAAAUAGUCGUUCUUGGAUCCAGUUUGUUAUAUGUAGGAGUAUUUAUAGAACAGUAGGUAAAUAAUGUUGAUUGUAUUAAAUGGUAACUUUGUAAAACAGAGACCAGGAAUAAACAUGGUAUGUAUUUAUCAAUACAUAAUUAAUAUGUUGUAAAUUACAAUCAGUUUUAUUCAGCAUCGAUCAAAAAUUGAUUUAAAAGAAAUAUUUGUGGAAAUUGUUAUAUUUAUUAUUUAGUCAUUUGAACAUUGUUUAGUGCUAUUAUCAGCUCUAUGUAUAGCCACUGGCCCGCCUAAAGGUAUGUAUAUUUGAUAUGAUAAUCCACUCUAUAUAUAGCUACAGUGGCCCUCCUGAAGGUAUAUAUAUUUAGUGUGAUUAUCCGUUCUAUAUAUAGCUACAGUGGCCCUCCUGA
This is a messenger RNA of Pecten maximus, 4143 nucleotides long. RefSeq names its product ubiquitin-protein ligase E3A-like. The record is from RefSeq and is a predicted model, not a curated record. Lineage: Eukaryota; Metazoa; Mollusca; Bivalvia; Pectinida; Pectinidae. Gene Ontology annotation, molecular function: ubiquitin protein ligase activity. The coding region runs from base 121 to 2853 and encodes 910 amino acids. The transcript is spliced from 11 exons. Gene Ontology annotation, biological process: protein polyubiquitination.